AACCAAACCAAACCAAACCCAACCCAUAAAAUGUGAGAUGUUGUGGGGCAUUGUGUGUGCGCGAGAGAGAGAUCGAUGGAGCUGUGUAGGAUCCGAACCUUCCAUAAGAGCCUCCACCUCCUCCUCCACGCCCACGCCCCCGCCCCCGCCCCUUCCAGAACCCUCGGAACCCUAGCCCGCUCCCCUCUCCCUCUCCCUCUCCCUCCCCGCCGCCCCCCGCUCCUCCUCCGCACCUUCGCCUCCGUCUCCUCGGCCGCCGGGAGGGACCUCGACCCCCCGCCCGCACCCUUGCCGCCUCCACCCCCUGAUGAGCUCGCCUCCGAAGACGACGCCUACUACCACGAGCACAUUCUCGAGGCAACGCAAGAGGACAAGAGUCGCCUCGUUCCCGUCAAGGCAUACUUCCCCUGCACCAGCAUCAACCUCAAGAGCCUCCAGUCCCAGAAUUCCUUCAAUGUAAUUCCACCCACUUCGCGUGCUACCAACUAUGUCGUCCUCAGGUACUACGAUGUCAAGGGAGACCCAGAGGGUUUUAAGGCUGGUAUCAUAGAUGAAAGUCAUUGCCACUAUAUGGUGGUUUUCCAAUACGGGUCCAUUGUGCUGUUUAAUGUUUCUGAUCAUGAAGCGGAUGGAUACCUUAAAAUUGUUGAGAAGCAUGCAUCAGGGUUACUUCCAGAUAUGAGAAAAGAUGAUUAUGCUGUUGUUGAGAAGCCUACCUUGGAGACAUGGAUGCAGGGUGGACUUGACUUCAUCAUACUUAGGGACCUAAGUAUCGACGGUAUUCGUACAAUUGGAAGUGUCCUUGGUCAGAGUAUCGCCCUUGACUAUUAUAUCCGUCAAGUGGAUGGAAUGGUAGCUGAGUUCACGGAUAUAAAUCGUGGAAUGGAAAAGACUGGUACCUUCACUAUGGAAAGGAAAAAGCUUUUCCAAUUGGUAGGAAAGGCUAACUCUAACCUGGCAGAUGUUAUUCUCAAGCUUGGGCUUUUUGAAAGGUCAGACAUUGCUUGGAAGAAUGCAAACUAUGCUCAGAUCUGGGAGUACCUUCGAGAUGAAUAUGAGUUGACCCAAAGAUUUGGGAACCUUGAUUUUAAGUUGAAGUUUGUUGAGCACAACAUUCGGUUUCUUCAAGAGAUCCUUCAGAACAGGAAGUCUGAUUUUCUGGAAUGGCUUAUCAUAAUUUUGAUUAGUGUGGAGAUCCUGAUAUCUGUUUAUAACAUUGUUCAGGAGCAAAUGUAGAGGGUUCUGUUGUGGGAAUUGAGUCCUUUCUGGAGCUGACACGUUCUAUCUUGGAUUUUCAGUGGUAGCCUUGUAAAUGCGUAAAUCUUCCAUCACAUCAUUUCCCAGUCUAGAAUGCAAUUAGUUAGUGCCAUGGCGUUGUGCAUAA
Oryza brachyantha (malo sina) is the source of this 1384-nucleotide messenger RNA. Its product is annotated as protein RETARDED ROOT GROWTH-LIKE-like. The transcript is spliced from 7 exons. Lineage: Eukaryota; Viridiplantae; Streptophyta; Magnoliopsida; Poales; Poaceae. Bases 76 to 1236 code for a protein of 386 amino acids. The record is from RefSeq and is a predicted model, not a curated record.